Messenger RNA from Ictalurus punctatus (channel catfish), 2801 nucleotides. RefSeq names its product LFG_like domain-containing protein. Gene Ontology annotation, cellular component: membrane. The record is from RefSeq and is a predicted model, not a curated record. Lineage: Eukaryota; Metazoa; Chordata; Actinopteri; Siluriformes; Ictaluridae. The transcript is spliced from 10 exons. The coding region runs from base 141 to 998 and encodes 285 amino acids.
AGGCUAGUCCGAGUCGCCCUGGAAACAAAACUAUUGAGGGUAGACUUUGCCCUGUAUGAAGCGUUUGUGGAACAGAGCUACGCUGAAGCCGAGCGCGAAAGGUUCCCAUUACUGAGAGCUCGUUGGUUACCAAGACUCACAUGGAGAGCCCAGCGGUGGUUAACGGGGAUCAGCUUCCCCCUCCUUACAACCCCACAUACACCCAACCCUACACCCAUGGAGCCAGGAAUGUUGGGGAGGCUGAAAUUUCUACAAUCACUCAAUGUAACUCUAACGUAGGAGAAGCAGACGGUAUGCCCCCGGAAUACGCACAGUGCUUCGAAGACGUUAACUGCUUCUCCGAAGCUUCUGUCAGACGAGGCUUCAUCAGAAAGGUGUACCUCACCCUUAUGGUUCAAUUGCUGAUAACAGUUGGAAUAAUUUGUGCAUUCCUCUAUUGGGAGACCCUGAAAAUCUGGGCUAUACGCACCAGUUGGUUUGCCUACGCCAUGAUGGGGAUAACACUAGCUCUUGUCAUUGUGAUUUCCUGCUGUGGUGAUGUGCGGCGAAAGGUUCCCUUGAACUUCUUCUUUCUCGGGCUGUUCACUAUUGCAGAGGGUAUGCUGCUUGGAUCGGUGACUGUGUUCUUUAAUGCAGAGGCUGUUCUGUGGGCAGUAGGAGCCACUGCCUUGGUGUCCUUUGGUCUGAGUGUAUUUGCAAUGCAGACUAAGUGGGACUUCACAGCUAUCAGUGGAACACUUUGGGUACUAUGCUGGACUCUGUUAUCGUUUGGGUUACUCUGUGCUAUCAUGCGAUCCCAGUUUCUAUACAUUGCUUAUGCAUCGGUGGGGACAUUGAUCUUCUCGAUCUACCUGGUGAUGGAUACACAGCUAAUGCUAGGCGGGAAACACAAAUACGCCCUCAGUGCAGAGGAAUACAUUUUUGCUGCACUGAACCUCUACCUAGACAUUAUAACACUUUUCUUGAUGAUACUUCAGCUGAUCGGGCUCUGCCGUUAAUGCAAAUGACAAUUAACAACAACAACAAAAAAACUUUAUCAAAAUCCCUGCACUCUAAAUCCACUCUUAUUGCAUUCUGCAGUACUGUGAUUUUGUGUUUAUUUUCUCACAGAAAACUUAAUAUUUAUAAAAUGUGUACAUAAAUACAUACAGUCACAUUAAUUCUGGACUACAGUCCUCUCUGAAACUACUGGAACGGCAAGGCCAAUUCAUUUUUUUUUUUGCUGUAGACUGAGGACAUUUGGGUUUGAGAUGAAACGAUGAAUAUGAGAAGAUAGUUUAAGUUCAGCUUUUAUUCCCUGGUAUUUAUAUGUAGAUGUGUUAAAUGACAUACAACACAGCACAUUUUGUAUCAGACCACACCAUUUGUAGGUGAGCAAAAAUAUUGGAACAUGUGACCGACUGGUGUUCCUUGUUACCCAGGUGUGUCCUGUUAGACUGAUUGUUUAAAGAGUAAAUAGCGCUGAACAUCUACUCUUGGUUUUGGCCUUCAGUUUCACCUGUGAAGACUGCAUUUGUUGUUAAAAAGGAUCAGCCAACAUGAAGAUCAGAGAGCUGUCUGUGGGAGAAAAGCCCUUUUGAAACUGAGAAAAGAGAGAACAUCAAUGAGAGGUAUUACACAAACAUUGGGCAUAGCCAAUACAACAAUUUGGAACGUCCUGAAAAGGAGAGAAACAGCUGGUGUACUGAGCAACAGACACCGAAUGGGUCGACCAAGGAAAACAACAACAGCUGAUAGCAGAAACAUUGGGAGAGCUGUGAAGAGAAAACCCAAAACAACAGUCAGUGACAUCACCAACAACCUCCACAGGGCAAGGGUGAAGAAUACUUAGAGCGCAGAAAUAUAGCGGUCAGACGACAAGAUGCAAACCUCUCAUCAGCAGUAAGAAUCAGAAAGGCAGAUUGAAAUUAACAAAGAAAUACUGAGACAAAAGUUUUGGAACCAGGAUGAACCUCUACCAAAGUGAUGGAAAGGCCAAAGUGUGGAGAAAGAAAGGAUCUGCUCAUGAUCCAAAACAUACAAGCUCAUCUGUGAAACAUGGUGGCGGUAGCGUCAUGGCCUGGGCUUGCAUGGCUGCUUCUGGAACAGACUCACUAAUCUUUAUUGAUGAUGUAACUCAUGAUGGCAGCAGCAGAAUGAAUUCAGACAUUUACAGCAACAUUCUGUCUCCAGUUUACAGUGAAGUUCAUCAUGCAACGAUGAUCCAAAAUACACGGCCAACUCAACAAAGGACUUUUUCAGGGGGAAACGUGGAAAGUUUAAGGCCAAGUCAAUCACCAGACCUUAACCCAGUUAAACAGCAUUUCACCUCCUGAAGAGGAAACUGAAGGGAGAAACCCCCAAAACAAACAACAACUGAAAGAAGCUGCUGGAAAAGCAACACAAAAGAAGAAACCGACAAUCUGGUGAUGUCUGUGAUGUCAGUGAGUCGCAGGCUUGAUGCAGUUAUUGCAAGCACGGGAUACGCAACUAAAUAUUAAGCGGUAUUUACUUUCAGUUACUUCAAGACUUAUCUGUUCCUAUACUUUUGCUCACCUAAAAAUUAGGUGGUCUGAUACAAAAGGUUCUUUGUUUUAUGUUGUUUAACACAUCUAGAUGCAAAUACCAGGGAAUAAAAUCUGAAAUCCGAAACUCUCGUCUCAUCUCCAUCUUUUGAUCUCAAACCCAGAUGUCUUUGGUGUACAGCACAAAGAAAUGAGUCGGCCUUGCCGUUCCAGUAGUUUCUGAGGGGACUGUACAUGCUACCUUGUAACUCAGGGAUUUCUGCUGAUGCAUAAUGAACCAAUAAAAGACUUCAGAUA